Molecule: messenger RNA, 2868 nt
Organism: Fusarium mangiferae
Lineage: Eukaryota; Fungi; Ascomycota; Sordariomycetes; Hypocreales; Nectriaceae
Exons: 1
Coding region: 1-2868 (955 amino acids)
Source: RefSeq, a predicted model, not a curated record
AUGAGUGGUCUGGGCGCAAAGAUCAAGGACAUCCUCCACUCCGACAAGGACACCACCACAGAGACAUCUCACCAUCCCCCAGGAUCAUUCCCCACAGAAGAGAUGGAGCCCAGCGAAACUCACGAAGGAUACUCCAAGGGAUAUGAGCAUAACAAGCUUCACAAGGCCGACGACCCUCGAGGCCAUGCACACAAAGACUCUGGCGUCGGGUUCACCGAGCCCAACGAUCCUACUUCCUACAAGCCCUCCGACGAACCCAUCUCCGAGCGACGCGACGAUCCUCUAGACAGAACUACCGACACUACUACAACUGCUGGCACUACAACCGCUGGCACUACAACCGCUGGUACUACUGCUGCUGGUGGUCUGGGCGACACCAGCAAGAUCCCCGCUACUGAGGGCGCCACUGGAGCCGCUGCACCAUCUACCCAAGACCAUCCUUACUGGGGAGAUCUCCCUAGCGGAGGCGUCCACAACACUGUCAUCGGCCACGGCAGCCCUGAAGAUGAGAACGCACGUCAUCGAGCUGUUCACUCUGGCGCGACGGAACCAACUCGGACAGCUGGUACUCUCGAGAGCGGAACAUUCCUUCACCGAAACGAUCGCGACACUACAUCCUCUACUACCAGCCCCACCGAUGCUCAGCGAACUACUCAAGAGAACCCCAGCCAAACAUCCGGCUCCCGCUUCAACGAGGGCCUAGCUGGUGCUGGGGCCGCUGGCGCCGGUGCCUUGGGCGCUCACGAGCUCGAAAAGCGCCGUCACGCUGAUGAUACCCAAACACCAAGCAAGGUCGACCAAACCACCGACAAGACUCACGACGAACACAAGGGUCGAUCAUUCCCUCUUCUCGGAAAGGACCAUAAGGAAAAGGAGGCGCAUCACAAAGAAAAGGAGACGCACCACAAAGAGGACAAGCAUGACAAAGAACCCAAGGAGAGCAAGCUCGGCGCUCUCUUCCAUCGCAAGGAUAAGACUGAGACGGAGGCCAAGGCUGAGCAGGAGGCCGAUCAAGAGAAACAUGGUCACUCCAAGCCUGCUCUUGCUGCUGCUGGAGCUGCGUGGGGCGCCAGCUCUGCUGGGAAGGGUCAUGAUGACAAGACUCAACGUGAUGUGACUGAUCCUACUGGUACUCGAGGUGCGACGCAGUAUCCUGCUUCUGGACUCGACUCUUCUAGAGACUAUAGUGCCCAGCCUACUGGUACUACCCAGCAGCCUUAUCAGCAAGACAGCUCCCAUCGAGGUGCCGGUCUUGCAACUGGUGCUGCUGCUGGUAUUGGCGCUGGCGCUUUGGCGUCGCACUAUGCCCAGCGCUCUGACAAUGACCGAACUGGCACUGGCUACGACUCUCAAAGCUACGACCCUUCUAGCACUUCUGCCAGAGACCCUACCUCUCAGACCUAUCAGCAACAGGGCUCUCACGGCGAUCAUAGCCUCGCUAAGGGUACAGUUGCUGGUCUAGGCGCUGGCACACUUGCUUCCCAGUCCGGCCAGCACUCUAGCUCCAACCAGCCUUCAACUCUCGGCGCUACUUCAGCAUAUGGUGCCCAGCCAGACCAAACCGCCAACUAUUCUCACAAAGAUCCCGUUGGUCAGACUUCCCAGCAUGACUCUCACCGCGGUGCGGGACUUGCUGCUGGUACUGCUGCUGGUCUAGGUGCAGGUGCUCUUGCUUCCCGAUCGGGUCGUGAGCACGAGACGACUGGCCAGCAUACCGGCCUUGAUUCAAACCGAGAUCUUGAGUCGCAGGGCAACCAGUCUGCUUAUAGCUCUACCAACCCCACAUCUCAGUAUAAGCAGCAAGAUUCCCACCGUGGUGCUGGCCUCGCUGCCGGUACUGCCACUGGGCUAAGUGCUGGCGCCUUGGACUCUCGAUCUGGGCGCGAACAUGAGACUACUGGUGCAUCGGGACUUGAAUCUAACAGAGGUCUUGAGUCUCAGACUACUCAGCCUGGAUACAGCUCUACAAACCCUACCUCUCAGCACCAGCAGGACAACUCUCACCACGGUGCUGGUCUAGCCACAGGAGCUGCCGCCGGCCUUGGCGCUGGAGCGUUGGCCUCUCGAGCCGGUCGCGAUCAUCACUCUGAUCAACCCACUGGCCUUGACUCCAACCGAGGUCUUGAGUCUCAGACCACUCAGCCUACAUCUACUUCUACACGCGACCCUACCUCUCAGUCGUACCAACAGGAGGGUUCUCACCGAGGAGCUGGACUAGCUACCGGUGCUGCUGCAGGUCUUGGUGCUGGAGCUCUGGCUUCGCAUGAGUCUAACAAGCGUGACGAGGAUCGAUACCUGAGCAAUGAUGGUUCCCGCACAGCUCAGCCUGGUACCACUGGCACUACCGGUACCGGGGCUGGUCUCGGCACUUCCUCCUCUGCCUUCGACAGUUCUCACAACGAGCCCUCACGCAAGUCCGAGCACUCCCAGCGCUCAACCGGCUCUCACCACUCCACACUCGCUGAGAACGCCAACGCUGGAAAGUACAACACCCUCGCAUCCGGAACUCCCUCCGGCGUCGCCUACGAUGACGAUCUUUCCACCAGCCGCUCUACCCAGCAGCCUACCUCUGAGAAGAAGGAUGAUAGCCACUUCGGUGCCAAGGCAGCUGGUCUAGGAGCUGCUGCCGCUGGAGCUGGUACUGCUGCUGCUUUGUCUCGAAACAAGGAUGAGAAGCCCGUUGAGGACAAGAUUCGCGAGGAGCCUGAGACUGAGCGUAAGCUUGAUCAGACUGAGUCUCACAAGCCUAUUACUGGUGCUGUUGCGCCGCAGUUUGGAACCAACAAGCCUGUUAUUCACAAGUGUCAGAAGUGUGGCGAGGAAAAUGAUAUUAGCAAGUACUUUACUUCCAACUCUGGAAAUAUCUAA